CUCUGAUCCAUGCACUCAGCGUUCAUAAGUUAUAUCCACUCUUUUAAAGAUGGGGAGAGCUCACUUGCUAGCCUUGUUAGUAUUAGCAUUGGCCUUUUCAGCGUCCCAUAGCAUUCCCUUCGACGAGAAGGACCUCGCGUCGGAGGAGAGCCUGUGGAACUUGUACGAGCGGUGGCGGAGCCACCACACCGUGUCGAGGGACCUCGGCGAGAAGCACAAGCGGUUCAACGUGUUCAAGGAGAACGUCAAGUUCAUCCACGAGUUCAACAAGAAGGACGAGCCCUACAAGCUCAAGCUCAACAAGUUCGGCGACAUGACCAGCGAGGAGUUCAAGCGGACGUACGCCGGUUCCAAGAUACAGCACCAUAGAUCGUUCCGUGGGGCUCCGCGUGGUUCGGGGAGUUUCGUGUACGAAAAUGUCCAUGAUGUCCCUGCUUCGGUUGAUUGGAGGGAGAAGGGUGCAGUCACUGGCGUCAAGGAUCAGGGCCAAUGCGGGAGCUGCUGGGCGUUUUCGACCGUUGUGGCCGUGGAGGGCAUAAAUUAUAUCAAGACUAAGGAACUUGUUUCGUUGUCGGAACAAGAGCUCGUCGAUUGCGACACGAGCAACAACAACGGGUGCAAUGGAGGUCUCAUGGACUAUGCCUUUGAGUUCAUCAAGAAAAACGGAGGUAUUACUUCAGAAGCCGAGUAUCCGUAUAAAGCAGAGGAUGGAACAUGCGAUGCCUCCAAGAAGGAUUCUCCAGCGGUUUCGAUCGACGGGCACGAGGAUGUUCCUGCAAACGACGAGGAUGCUCUAAUGAAAGCUGUGGCUAAUCAGCCAGUGUCUGUCGCCAUAGAAGCGAGUGGCAUGUUCUUCCAGUUCUACUCCGAGGGUGUUUUCUCCGGAUGGUGCGGAACAGAACUGGACCACGGGGUCGCCGUAGUGGGCUACGGGACAACGCAGGACGGGACGAAAUACUGGAUCGUUAAGAAUUCAUGGGGAACCGAGUGGGGUGAGAAGGGCUACAUAAGAAUGAAGCGCGGAAUCAAAGCCAAGCACGGGCUCUGCGGCAUCGCCAUGGAGCCUUCUUAUCCCAUCAAGACAUCCCCUAAUCCUUCAAAGAAACAUACUGCAGCUGCGAAGGAUGAGCUCUAAGUGCUUGCUUCUUAUGACUAUCAUUAAUUAAUUAUGUGGAAUGUUAAUGUGAUUAUAUAGAAAGAUACAUUUAUCAUAAUUCUAAGAUGAUAUCACAUCAUGUACAUUCCUCAAAUCAAAAUAGUAUAUAUAUAUAUAUAGAAUUGAGCUUCUAUGCUUUUAAAAGUA
This is a messenger RNA of Ananas comosus (pineapple), 1303 nucleotides long. RefSeq names its product thiol protease SEN102-like. The record is from RefSeq and is a predicted model, not a curated record. Gene Ontology annotation, cellular component: lysosome. Lineage: Eukaryota; Viridiplantae; Streptophyta; Magnoliopsida; Poales; Bromeliaceae. The coding region runs from base 50 to 1135 and encodes 361 amino acids. The transcript is spliced from 4 exons. Gene Ontology annotation, molecular function: cysteine-type endopeptidase activity.